This is a messenger RNA of Echinostoma caproni, 735 nucleotides long. The record is from the annotation of a GenBank genome assembly. Lineage: Eukaryota; Metazoa; Platyhelminthes; Trematoda; Plagiorchiida; Echinostomatidae.
AUGUUUCUCGAGAAAAUCUACAUAUUUCUUUGGUUCUGGCAUGUGACCAUAGCAAUGAUCACAGUUCUCAGCCUGCUCAUUUGGUUGCAUCGGGUGUUUUUGAUUCGAUCCCGAAUGCAUUUCAUACUGAGCUAUUUGAGACCGCUCGAUCCGAAUCCGGCCAAGUUUCGUUUGGAUUGGGAGAAACACGAUCGCGAAUUCGUGGACUCCUAUCUCGGCUACGACGGUCUGUUCAUCAUCCGACUGAUCAGCGCCAAUUGCGGAGGGAUGUUGGCCGGUGAAUUGGUCUACUCGCUGUGGCAAGAUUUUCGAAACCCGCGGCCACCUACGGCAGAAAAAUGCGGGGGCACAGUGAAUCGGGAACACACUUGUGGUUGUUUCACCAUGCCGGUUCAUGAAAAUGCCCCAGACUGGUCAGUUCCACCGGUCCCAGGGGACUAUCAGCCCGUCGCACGUGAGAGUUCAUUUUGGCGAACAAUGGAUUCUAUGCCAAAUCAUCGAAGUCAAUUCACGCGUGGCCAUUUGUCUCCGUCGUUUUCACGACGGAAAUACAUCAUGGUCAAACGUGACACUACUCAAUCGUUCCAUACAGAUAGCCAACAUAAAUUUCUACCCAGUGGAUUAAAACAUGCUCCGCUGGGUGCUGAUCCUGAUCAAAGCACCCAUUCCACAGCUACAAAUAUGUCGACCGGACAGAACUUUCAAAAUGGUCAACUAAAUGAUGAUAUUGUAUGA